Aspergillus aculeatus ATCC 16872 is the source of this 1485-nucleotide messenger RNA. Its product is annotated as putative C6 transcription factor. The record is from RefSeq and is a predicted model, not a curated record. The transcript has 3 exons. Gene Ontology annotation, biological process: regulation of DNA-templated transcription. Gene Ontology annotation, molecular function: DNA-binding transcription factor activity, RNA polymerase II-specific; zinc ion binding. Bases 1 to 1485 code for a protein of 494 amino acids. NCBI's taxonomy places the organism in Eukaryota, Fungi, Ascomycota, Eurotiomycetes, Eurotiales, Aspergillaceae.
AUGCGCCACCUCGUCAAAAAAGCCUGUGAUGAAUGCAUUGCCCGAAAAGUCAAAUGCAGCGGCGCUCGUCCCUGCGAUGCCUGUCGCCAGAAUCCCAAGCCGGUCAAUUGCACCUACCUCAAACCCGUCCGGCGCAGAGGUCCCAAGGCGAGACGAUGGUCUACUCCCAAAACACAUGCAGCCCCUCAGUCUCUAAGUCCUGACGAUGCUCCCCCAAAGUACCACACUGCAGUCCCUCUCGUAGCGCUGGCGUAUGUUGUUCAGCUAUACCGGCAAACCUCUUACAGCGUCUGGCCGGUCAUCGAUGCCCCCGCUCUCCUCGAGAAGCUCAAAUCAGCACCGCCAGUCGACACUCUCUGUCUAGCUCUGGCCCUCUCUGCCGCCACCAUGGCUCAGCUGCAACUGUCACCACUGCACACUACAAACGCCACCGUCGACUGCACGAUCAUGGCAGCCGAGUGUAUGAGGCUGCGGGACGCGAGCUCCUAUCGAGAGCGCCCCGACGUGCGAAGUAUCCUCGUUUCGUUCUUCCUGCAUGUGUACCACGCCAAGAUCAACCGACGCCACACGGCUAUGACCUUCAUACAGGAGGCCAUCGGGGGGGCUAGGCUUUUGGGUUUGAAUGCCGGGGGCAUGGCCUGCGAUUUUGAUGUGAUUGCAAACAAGCAGGUGGUGUUUCUCCUGCUCUGGAUCUCGGAGAGGGGCUAUGCUAUGCAUCUAGGGCUACAACCGUCCUAUACACUUCCCGUCGUGAUCCCUGAUCUCAGUUCCGAGGGUAAUGCAGAGGUGAAGGGCUUACUGCAGCUGGGCCGGCUGUUUGCAACCUUCGAUGUGACCUGCGGCGGGCGUGGGAGUGCAGGCACUUCGGAAAAUGCAGAAUGUCUGGCAGAGGCCGAGGCGGCAUUGGCAGUACUGUCUCUAGGGCAAGAGGGCGGCCCGUCAACGCGUCUGGCGGACUACUGCAUUACGAAAGAAUGGAUGCGCACGAUGAUCUGGCAGAAAGCACUGUCGCAGCGGCUGCUCUCGUCGACUUCCUGUACUGAGCUCAUGACCUUCCGCUUUCCUGCAGUCGUGGGCCGUUCUCUCCUCUGCUCUCUGCAGGGGUUUACCGAGUCGGACCUGCUCCCGUUGGGCCGUGACCAGUUGUUAAAGUGCUUCGAGGUGACGAACUCACUAGCAGAUACUAUCCUGCUGCCGGGGUCGAGCGCUGUGCACUCGACCUUGCAGUGGAGGCCGCAGGACUUUCUGCAUGCUCUGUACCAGAAAUUGCUGCCCUUCUUGGAGCAAGAUCCCAUGCUGAAGGCGUUGCUCCGGGCUAAGACGGCCGAAGCUUUGGUCAAAGCUCCUGCGCGCUUGUUGGGCCUCGGCUAUGGUAAUAAUAACAGGCUUACAGAGCAAAUCUUGAGCCGUCAGACGGAAGAGCCCGAGGAAGCUAAUGUGGAAGAUCUCCUCACCACUCCACGCCGGAUUGAAUUGGUCAGCUGA